Messenger RNA from Gambusia affinis (western mosquitofish), 1737 nucleotides. RefSeq names its product ribosomal protein S6 kinase related b (gene rskrb). Gene Ontology annotation, biological process: protein phosphorylation. The transcript has 14 exons. Gene Ontology annotation, molecular function: ATP binding; protein serine/threonine kinase activity. Bases 320 to 1729 code for a protein of 469 amino acids. The record is from RefSeq and is a predicted model, not a curated record. NCBI's taxonomy places the organism in Eukaryota, Metazoa, Chordata, Actinopteri, Cyprinodontiformes, Poeciliidae.
AGUCUCUGGACGGCCGAGAUGUGGGCGGAUUUGCUCUGACGUUGCCCACAUUUGGGAUUAACUUGUUUUUUAUGUAGCCGCAUCCCUCGUAUUUUUUUUUUUAAUGGAGGCCAGAUGAGCUGAUGUUACUGACAAAUAUCACUUUGCUUCACUAGACCCUUUCGUUUCAGCCUUCUAUGUGCGUUGGGUUUUGGAAAUGGGACUGGGAUGUCCUGCGGCGCCGAUUGAGAGGCUGACUGAGGAGCAGCAGACGUCGCACUGACUGAGCCUACUGCGCCGAUGUUCCCUUACGCUGAUAAUAAUAAUAUUUAUAAUAGUAAUGGGGGCAGACGGAAGUAAAAACAGGAAGAGGGCCUCAGGAGGGGCUGAGGACGAGCCCGUCCCAUCUGGGUGGCGGGGUCUCCUCUCCAGCAUGAGCCUGUCUAUCCCAGAAGGCCUCUGCCGCCUGGCCCCACCCACCCUCCGUCUGGGCCAGCGUCGGAUGCUCCAAGGAAAAGCCCCUGAGGUGCCAGAGCACGUCCUCAGGUUGGCGGGAGUCGGCCCAGGCAGGCCGAGAGGAGAAUGGAGCCUUCCAGGCUUCGUUACCAUGUUUCUGCCUGAAUUCCCCCACAGGGCUGUGCCAGGGCACGAACAUUUUCAGGUGCUGGGAUACAUUGCCAAAGGCUCAUUUGGACCCAUUCUGAAAGUGAGGGACAAGUCCAAACAGAAAACAUAUGCUGUUAAAGUUAUACCUAAAGCAGAGAUUUUAAGGCUGGCGGUUCUGGAGCAGUCAAAAGAGGAAGUUAUAGUUCAGCGUCAGGUUCGCCACCCAUUUGUCCUCGACCUCCAGGACUGCUGGCAGACUCAGCGCCACCUUUACAUUAUGUGCGACUACUGCAGCACAGGGGACCUCUACACCUACUGGCAGAUGAUUGGUCAGUUCUCAGAGGAAACCCUGCGAAUAUUCGCAGCAGAGCUGGGAUGUGCACUCGGGUUUUUGCAUGACUUUGGGAUCAUCCACAGGGAUGUGAAGAUGGAAAACAUCUUGUUGACAGACAACGGCCACCUCCGCUUGGCUGAUUUUGGUUUGUCCCGCCGCCUGGAGAGAGGAGGCCGAGCCUUCACAAUCUGUGGAACCAUCCAAUACAUGGCUCCAGAGGUGCUCAGUGGUGGACCUUACAACCACGCAGCUGAUUGGUGGUCGCUGGGAAUUCUGCUGUUCUCAUUGGCCACUGGGAAGUUCCCUGUUCCUCCAGAACCAGAUCAUUGCAGCAUGCUGAGGAAAGUGAGGAGUUUUCCCUAUGAAAUGCCCCUGAGCCUCAGUUCACCGCUCUCCAUGCUAAUAACAGAGCUUUUGUGCAAAAAUCCACUACGACGCCUGAGAACCUUGGACCGUUUCAAGCGUCAAACGUUCUUCUUUGGGACGUCUUUUGACCUCCACCUCCUUCAGCGUCGGCCUGUGCAGGUGAUCUUGGAGCUGAGAGAGAGACCAGACCGUGCUGCCAAAGCUCGACGGGGCCUCACUUUGUCCUUGCUGCCUCUGAAGGGCUUUGACUUUGAUUCUCUGCUCAGCCCUGCCGCCACGCCGGACACACAUCUGGACGGAGACAUACGCACACGCGCCGCUGUACCGCUGCCUGGCCCCUCGCUGCAGCCCACUCAGGAAAAGGUCCCACGCAGAUGGAGGAUGUUCUCCGGCGCAUGCGCGAUAGACGCAGUUUCGCUCCAUCACAUGACGGAGGGGUGUUAGCUCCUCCC